Messenger RNA from Lytechinus variegatus (green sea urchin), 1490 nucleotides. RefSeq lists its product as uncharacterized. Lineage: Eukaryota; Metazoa; Echinodermata; Echinoidea; Temnopleuroida; Toxopneustidae. The record is from RefSeq and is a predicted model, not a curated record. The transcript is spliced from 6 exons. Bases 158 to 643 code for a protein of 161 amino acids.
CAUUCCCGCCGAGUGAAUCCUACAACUAUCAGGACUAUAUAACUCCGAUAUUUUUCUAGCUGCGACAUAUUAGACGGAGGUGCUCAUACAAGACGCGAGCUCCAAUCAAUUUCUUUCAAUAAAUCAUCUAAUUUGAAAGAAGUGAAAGGAACAAAUCAUGGCGAUUAUGCAAAAAUGCUGCUGUUUCUCAAACGUCAGGACAGGUUCUACUGCAUGCGGUGUCUACUCGUUGAUAAGUGCCUGCAUCUAUUUGGCAGUAUGGGCCUACAAUUUAGCUCAGGCUGUUACAGCAUUCCAAGGAGUAUCAGAUCCAGCAGUUGAUGGAAUCUACGCGGCAUACAGCAUUGACAUCAUCGUAGCCGUUUUCCUGAUCAUCGCGUCCAUUGUCCUCCUUGUAGGCGUGUCUAAGGAUAAUAAAGAGAUGCUGAUACCGUACAUGGUAGCUAUUAUUCUGCUCAUGGUUCUUCAAGCCAUCGCCUGGAUUAUAAUAUUCGCCUUGCUCGGGCUAGCAAGUAGUUUAUUGAUCGGAAAUCUCGUUGUCUGGCUGCUUUUCACAGGUCUCAACAUCACUUGUCUCCUCUGCGUCAUUUCGCAAUAUCAGGAGCUUCGAGACGGUCGUGGAAAAGCAAAUGAUGUGGCGUAAACAGAAACUCACGAUUUUGAAUUGUUUGUAGCUUUGUGACGAUAAUUAUUCAUUUAUGUAGCGCCAUCUAUCUAUUCACUGUAGGCAGUCGUUCUCGGCGAACGACCAUCAUGACCACUAUUAUUUUGUAUUUAGAACUUUAUUUUUUGUUUAUUUUUUAAAAUUCAAUUUAAUGAUUACAUUUGUACAGCAGUUCGUCCAUUUUUAAGUAUGAGGCCUUGCUGAAUGAUAUGAUGUAUCUAGAUACAAUAUGCGCUAAAUUCAUGACGGGAAUUCUUGAAUACUGUAAUCACAAAUUGCUGAAUAAAGCCCGUCUCAAGAAACUGAGAGACUUUCCGAUAUAAUAAAAACAAGUAAUUGUAACAAUGACAGAAUUGUAUACAUAGUUAAAAUGAAGAUAGCCAAUGCCAGUUGCAGUGUUUCAUUAUAAUCCAGAACAAUGUUCUCCAGUCUAAUUAUGUUCCUGGAAGCAUAAUUUAAAUGCAAAUAAGUUGUAUUUUCAUUUGAUAUAAUUUUGAUUGGCUAUACAUUUUAUCUCAUAUUAUAAAUAUGAAGGGGUAGUUUCAUUUUUUACACACCCAAUAUAAAUCUGUGAAAUAACGACAAAUAUUGAGUGUGCUUACAGAGACAGUAAGCAAACAUUAGUAGUUUUAUUUUUAUUUUUCUUAAUAUUUCAUGUCUUUGGUAUAAAGUAUAUUUUUAUCGAAGUAGGCAAAGAAUUUUUAUCAAAGUAGGCAAAGAACUGCCAAGUGUUUUUUUUUACUCACGUUUUUUUAAAAAUAAACUUUGGUAAAUGCUUUGUUUUAAACACAGUUUCGUAAUUAAAUUGUCGUUUUGGAAAAGUUGA